CCAGGGAGCUAGCAGCUACACGGAAAAGGCGAAAUAAUCGCUGAGAGGAGCAGAAAUCCUCCAACUGCCGCGUUGUUUUCAGUGAUGUAGAGAGAAAGGACUGAGUUGCGCUUUAAUAAAACAGCAGGACCCAUGACCCUGACACGAGGUUCCUUCAGCUACUCCAAUGGCGAGGAGUAUCACGGCGAAUGGAAAGAAGGUCUGCGUCAUGGCCUGGGUCAGCUGACCUUCAGCGAUGGGACGUGCUACACCGGACAGUUUGAGAACGGCCUCUUCAAUGGCUGCGGGGUGCUGGUCUUCCCCGACGGCUCCAGGUAUGAAGGUGAAUUUGUGCAGGGCAAAUUUCAAGGCGCCGGCGUGUUUACUCGCUUUGAUGGGAUGAGAUUCGAGGGCGAGUUUAAAAGCGGAUGUGUGGACGGCUACGGAGUGCUGACGUUUUCGGACGGAGGCCCCGGUGGCGGCGGUGGCAGCCAUGAGGGUCUGUUUGAGACCAGCCAGUUGAUGAGGAGGGAGAACAGCCAGGGAGCCGUGCAGAGAGCGCAGGCAGCAGCCGCCAAGGCCCGAGCUCUGGCCAUGUGACCUGGACUACAUCACCCACAGUGCCCCACUACCAAGAUAAUCUUCCCCAUCAUCAUCCUCUUGGUUUGAAUAGCUGAUAAUGUUAUUUAUUAAGAGAUUUCAUUCUUUUCUACAGUUUUUUCUCAUUCACUUUAUUUGACUGCUGUAAUUUAGCAUGCAGUGGAUUAUUUUUUAAGAUUUUGUAUAUUUUAUUUUUCAUUUCUGAAACGUGCAGUAUUCCCUGGAGCAACAUGAGUGACUCCAGUCAGCUGAUAUGUGUUCACUGGAGAUAAUUCUCUUUUAUUGCGUCCCAUUUGAAAGCCACUGAUUUAGGAUCAGCUAAGCCAAACACAGAUCAACUGCUCAAUCAACACACUGGUGCUAAAUCUGCUUCAGGCUCAGCUAACCUGACAAAACACAACUCUGGAUUCAAAAAUGCAUACAGACGUUUUCCAGUAAACACUGAUUUGGUGAUUUAAAAAAAUCUGGGUUUAAACCUGAAUACAUGUGGUUAAUUUAAGUUUAAAGCAGUUUAGGGGUUUGAUUGCAUUUUUACAUCACCAGUUUGUAUCUCUGUAUUUUUAAAUCUGUUCAUCAGAUCUGAAUCCUUUCAUAUCCCCGACUGAAUCCCUUAUUGAUUCUAAUUAGGUUCAGCUUUUAACAUGUUCAAGUAAUUAAAGGUAAAAAUAACUAAAACUCAAACAAUCAUUCAAGAUCUGUAAUUAUCUUUUGUUACGUGAGAAGGAAGUUGGUUUUUUUCUAGCAGUCUUAUUAAUGUUUACAACCUAUAGAUACAACCUGAAAAUGAGAUGAGCUGCAGAAAAUGUUGAUUAAAGGUGUCUGAAAUAACAGCUGUAGCUUACCCUUUUAGUGCGCCUUAUUAACAAGCUCCAUGCAGCAACUUGUGUAGGUCCCAAAGUUAAUAAUCUUAACAUAUUGAUAUGACACACAAAAGAAGUAAAAACAAAUAUGACUACUUAAAUUGGAGUGACAAUAUGCGUGAGAUUUAAUUUAAUUUAAUUUGUAGUGAAUUUUGGACUCUUUCUGUCUGUGAGGGACAAAUAGACUCAGCUAAAUUUACUUUCACUUCUAAUCAAAACAUAUUUUAAAGGAUCAGUGUGAAGGAUUUAGUGGCGUCUAGUGGUGAGGAUUGCAGACUGCAGCCAGCUGAAACUUCAGCCAUGUGCCAAGUUUGAACUCAAGAUUAGCGUUCAUUGUUCAGGAGGUUUUACUGGGACCUGAAUUAUCCGCAGAGGUCUCUUCCUCUCCAAAACAAACAGACCUGGUGAUGUAAACUGGUAAAAACACUAAAGCCCCGUCUACAUGUACACAGAUAUUUGUAAAAAAUUUAUAUUUUCCUCUACAUUUUGGCCUCUUGUCCACACGCAAACAAAGUUUAGGUGUGUAUCUGUAUGGACAUGUAAAACAGAGCAUUAAGGACACAAUUAUGUCAUUAUUUUAAUUCGUAUUUGGUCCACCUCAGCAUCUGCGUUUAAUUUAUACUCCCUUUACGUACGAAAAUAGAUACGUCCGUUUCAAAUGCUGUAAACAUCAUUGCCCUGAAACUUCCAUAUGUCCUUUAUGAUGCCAUAGAUACAGCCAAUAGGUGGCACUAGAGGGCAGAGUCAAAAGUUUCAGACAACAGCAAAUGCGGAGACAGUGGAAGAGGUCGUAAUGUUGUACCUUUAAACAGAGGCAGUGUUGUAGAUGGCAGAGGUUUGUGCAGCCAUGUGACGUUACAUCCCGACAUGUGGACGGAGAAUUCUUUCAGAACGAAAUGAAGAAAGAGUACGGAAAGAAGACUUCGUAUGUCUCUGUCUCCAUAUCUAAUGCUGAGCAUGUAUGAGCCCUUAAAGAAACAACAGUUUUGGGAUAGGAUCAGUCGGAGCAGAUGGUGGGACACUAGAGUGGGAUUAUUGUUGAUAAGGAGUGGAAGGAAAACUUUUGCAUGUCCAGAGCAUCACACGUAUCUUUUGAGUAAACGGUAAUGAGAUCUCCAGUUUUGAAAAAGGCAACGUUAGCCUGUUUAGUGUCAGGAUACACUGCUGAAGACAGCUAACGCCAGCGAGUGUUUGGAGUCGUUUUUGCGUUGUAGUAUGGACAGAGAUAAUUUGUAAAGAAGUCUGUGUGGACAGAAUUAUUUUUUCAAGCGUGUGGGGGAAAUAUCAGUUUUAAAAAUAUAGAAAUACAUGCCUACAGGCCUAGAUAAGGCAGUUUUAUGUUAAAAAUCAGAGUUUUCCCAACACUGUUCAGCUUGUCGCGCAGGGGCUGCUAACUACAGUGGCCUAUCCAGAGCCAGUUUCAGUUUUGUCCACUCUGGGCUACUGUAGAAACAUGGUGGUGCAAUAUGGCAGAUUCCGCGAACAAGGACCCGCUCCCUAUGUAGAAACGAAUAGCUCAUUUUUAGGGAACAAAAGAUGGUUGUUAUUUUCAGGUGAUUAUACACACCACCUCUGUCAAUAUAUUCCCCUAAAUCCCACACACUUGACCUUUAACCUUCGAAUUGCCAAAUCAGUGUUUACUGGGUUUCCUGCCUUCCUCUUUAAAAAAAGCAUGUGUUCUGACAUCUGACCUUAUUGGUGCUCUACUGCAGAAUUAAAUACAAACUGUUUAACAUAAGUUUGUGGAAUGUCAGAGGGGUGUAGAUCUUGGCUAAAGUAAAUGUGAGCAGUGUCUUUUGUUGUUUUCUUUCACUCAGUGCCGUUACAGCUCAGUCUGAUCACAGAUCAGCGGGAACAUCCCCCUCAGUGCCAACCACACAGUGCCAACAGGCCGCAGCUGGUCCAGAAUCAGUGGCUCGUCAUAAGCUGAACAGCGGAGGGUAAUGGGAAGCGUGACAGGCUGCAGUAAUGUGUGCAAUUUCUGUUCUGGAGGUGCAAUUUGAUAAUAACGUGCAAUUUGAGGCUGAAAGCAAGAUUCCCCCUUCCAGCGGGUUUUACAUUCAGAGAUGAGAAGCCGGCUGCUUUGUCUGCAGGAAAGGCUUUGUGGGUCAGAGAGAGGCAUGUCUGAUGUGACAAAUGACUCUCUGAACUGGAAGGGUUUCAUUCCAAAAAUUCAUGCAUUAUUCUCCACAUGAAAUGUGAUAUUUUGCAAAAACACUUCCGUCUUGUAGGCAAAAGUAUAAACGUCAUUUGUAAUUGAUAUCAGGAAUAUAUGAUGUGCUUUACCUAAAUGUCAGGAUUUACCAAAACAAGACUUAAUGAUUAUUUUGGAUGGUUUUGUGUGUGUGUGUGUGUGUGUGUGUGUGUGUGUGUUUGAAAUGAAACUCUCGCCUGCUUUAUGCAGCUUUUUUUUUUUUUUUUUUUAAAUGUAUUUUCACAUCUUUGAGUAAUGAUGUCACUUUGGGUGUCAAGUGUUUGUGUUUGUGUAUAAAUCACCAAAAAUCCCCCCACCGUCCUCAGAGGAGGAAAAAAAGAAGAUGUGGAAGCUUCACUGUUGUGAACUUCACGAAGCUUGUGAUAAGCUCUAACUAACACAUAUUUCAUGCGUGUGCCAUGCCUGCUGGGGAUCAAUGUCUGUCGGUGUAAUAAGACUGGUGUGUAGACGUGCCAUAUGUGUGUGUGAGUGUGUGUCGUCGUACUGUGGGUUGGUGGGUGGGUGGGAUAUUAAAUGGGAAAUGGAGUUAAUUGUCGGCUAUGUGAUUAUCUCCGAGUGCGAUUAAUUUAGGAUGUGGUUUGGGGGGCUGAUGUCUUCCCCGCUGACUGAUUUGACAGCGACAUUGAAAACUGAACUGAUGGAGGCAUCUCACACCUUUUAAUUGGCUCUGGGACCCGAACAGAGACACUGUUAAAUGGAGCUGACUGUUGCCUUUAGCUGAGGUGGCUUUCAGACUGGGGGGGUGGGGAGGUUGGGGUGCAACACGCACUUCAGUAAUCUGUCAGUCUUGGACACUGUGUCAGUACCAGGAAAAAACCUUGUGACUUUGUUUCAUGUGAUUGUUUUUUAUAAUAUUGUUCUUUAUUGAACAGAAUGAUCCCAUGUUCCUUCACAGUUAAGGGAUCAUAAAACCCUUUAAACACACACCUUAAAAUCUCAACUUGAAAAGUUGCCGUUUGAUAUUAACAUAAAAGGUUUUCACUCAACAGCAGCCGUCGUCAUGAGUAACACUGUUUGAUUUCAUGUUUCACUGUGAUGUGAGGAGGGUGCAGUCGAAAUCCACACUAAAACAGAAUUCACUCAUUUCCUUCCACCUCAGUCAGUUCAUCAAAACACUUAAUCAAUCAGCAACCCCAGGAGACAACCAUCAAAAAGCCUCAAAUUUAAAUUUAUACUAAAAGUGUCUUAGCAAUGUUACACAACAGACCUGGGCUGUCUUCACACAAGUGUCCACUGUUGGCCAAAUCAUCAAAGAUAAUUGGAAUAACUUAUGAAAUAUCCUCAACUCGACCAAUGUGAGCUUAAAGGAACAGUUACAGAUUUUGGGCAACACGUUUAGAGUUACCACGCUCAUGAAUACACAGGAAAUGUGAAGCUGCAGCCAGCAGGCGAUGAGCUCAGCUUAGCAUGAAGACUGACAACACGGGGAAUCAAGUAGCCUAGCUCUUCAUGCUAAGCUAAGCUGACGUCAUCAUCUACAGGCCUGAGUGACAUUGAUCUUCUAAUCUAGCUCUUAGCAAAUGAGCAAAUGAGUGUAUUUCCCCAAAUGUUGAACUACCCCUUAAGGCAUUGGUUCCCAACGGGUCCAGCCACAGUGUCCAGAUUUCUCCUUAGUCAUGAGUUCAAGGUCCACAAAGCCUAAUAUAUUAAGCGUCAUACUUGCGUUUGGCCAUGUCGUCGAGCUAGUUUGUGGUCUCUGUUAAGUAGCUGUCUGUUUUCACUCACUCUACAACAGGAAACGACACUUCACAAAAAAAAGUUUGGGCUGGAAAUUCACUGUACUUCAAAAAUAAAAUGUGUUGGGUUUUUUUUUUACAAACUUAACACAUUCUUGAGUCACUUGCGGUCCGUGCAGAAUGGACCCAUGACCCACUUUUGGACCGCAACCCACCAGUUGGGAACCACUGCUUUAAGGGAACAGUCUUGUUGUCUUGCCCCACGUCAGAUCAAAAGACGGAUCAGUUUUAUUUUGGUGGAAAGCUGAACUUUAAAAAAAAAAAAAAAAAAAAAAAAAAACCAGUUACACUAGCAGUUUCCUCCUGUUUCCAGGUUUUGUGGUAAGCUAACGCUGGCCUUACACCAAGAAACUUUUCAAGCGAUUUCACUGUCACGGACAAACUUCCAGUGACACUACAUUGCAAGAGCACCGUCACUGCAUCCUUGGCUCAGUGCUGCCUGUAGCAGAAAGAUAAUCAGUGAUCCAAGACUAUUCUCGAGCGCUGACAUAGCGCCUUGGAGAUAGCUCUUGCUACGCAAGUCUAGCUGUAAGGUGGUCAUAAGGCUCUGUCCAAGCUGUCUUAACUCAGUCUGUUUCUCGUUGAACGUUUGAUCAAAUCAAUCAUCUUUAUUAAAAUCUGAAGUUCUUAGUCUUGGCUCAUGCAAAUACUGAAGUUCAAAGAUGUGAACAUUGUCAACAACCAACAGCUGCGCUCUCUCCAGCACCAAACAGGAAACCAGGUAGACAGUAAACAUGGAGAGCCUGGGAGGUGUGAGAACGUUAAAAAAGGGCCUGUCCCAAUACCCCCCCCUAGCCCUACCCCUUGGCCCUACACCUAGAUUUGCAUCUUCCCACAAAGGGUAGGGGUGUCCCAAUUCCUUUUUGCGUGUAGGGGUAGGGGGCAUAACGAGGGGUAGUGGGUAUGAAACUAGCCCUUCGGAGCGAGGGAUUUCAGAUGCUGACUUGACGGCAAGGGGUAGACGUCACCAUGGCUACCACCGAGAAAGAGACUGGGAAAAAAGUUCAUACAUAGUUAAUUUUACCGUCGUCAGGUUGCUUGUUAGCUAGCUAGCACGCACUAUCUGGCAUUUGUAAUCUGUCCUGUUCUGCAAAAUUGUUGAAUUUUCACAUUACAAUAACACGCCAGCUAGUAUAACUACGCUGCCUCGUAAUGUUAGCUGGUUAGCUAGCUAGCAGAAGUCGUCUGUCGUUCAUCAAACGAAGCAUGAUGAAUAUAGCAAACGCAAUCGGUAGGACUAACUCAACCAAAGACUCCACUGUAGAUACUGGUUGGAAAUGUAGAUGGCUCACGGCUUCCUGUUAAAAAUAGUUACGCAUGCGUGAAUGUGACCGACGAAGUGACGUAGUGACUGGUGUCCCAAUUCCUUGAGAAAGAUUUCAACCCCUACUCCACGUUGCUUCAUUUCAAGGGCCAAGGGGUAGUGGGCCAAGUGCUAUGGGGUAGUUGGCCAUUGGGAGUAUUGGGAGUAUUGGGAGUGGGCCAAAGUCUCGGUUCUCUUGGACCGGUGGCGUUGUGGAGUGAACAAGAGUCGGUUUUUAAUUCUGUGUGUAUCUGAUCCACCACCAACCCUUUGAAAUCGGUCGUCUCCCAUUCCAACAGUCUCCUCCCACUAGAAUAGCAUAGCUAACCAACACAAGCUAGUAGCUAGUUGAGGUGACAAGUUUGUACACCAGUACAGUUUAUUUUUAUGGAUUUUAUUGAUGCCAAAUUGACAAGAAUACUGUCGACAUACUGUAUGACACCUUUAAUUUUGUAUUUCUAGAGUUUGUGUUUCCAAGACACAAAAGGAAUUUUUAAUAUGUCUUAUGUCUUAAAGGGAGUUUGGUGUAAAAUUUUCCACCAGGAGCAGGAUGGGACAUAAUCUCAAAAGGAAUCUUGUUGUAGUCUUGCAAAUAGUGACACUGCAAGGUCCCCAGUCUUUGCAAAAUCUUAUAGUGUGACUAAAAACUCCCUUUGUCUUUAGAUUUGAGAAGGUGUCAGUCUUUCAAAGCCUUCAAAUGUAUGGUAGACAUAAGCUAGGCACCUCUUGGACCUAUAAAAUUGGUGUCAAUCUUUGUAUCUGACUCAGGGUAAAACAACAGUAAAGACUGUUCCUUUGAGUUUAAACAAAUGUACAUAACUGUACAGAAAGCAUGGUACAUACGGACAGUAUUUGGCUCCUAUUUGGAUCACCCAACAUAAAUAUUUUAAAAAAGAUAAAAUUCAGGAGGUAAUUAUUUGCUUAAAAAAAUUUAAAACUCUUUUCGUGAAUAUUCUGUUUUAGAGGUGAUUUCAAACAAUCCGAGGAGACUUGAUGCCUUUUAAAUGGGAUAUUUUAACAAAACAAAUCCUGAUUUUUCUUCUUCGUUGAGGCUAUGACUGUUUAUUCUGCACCCGAACUCUGUUGUUGUUGAUGUUGUUGUUUUUCUCUAACAGUCUUAAUCUUUUGAAUGUAAAAUUAGAUUUUUUUCCCUCCGUGUUUUUCAAGAGGCAAAGAGAAAAUGUUUACUUGUGUCACUUAUUCUACACAUGUGAGGACUGCAGAUGUAAUCAGUGUCGUUAUUUCCAUUCGUUCCGCAGUGUUCACCUCUCACACACUCUUUCACACACAAACACACACACACACACACACACACACACUCGAGCCUGUACCAGCCUGAUGUUUGGCACAAACAAAACCAAACCCAUUACUAUAAUCACCACUAUAAUGAGAAAAUAAGGAAAGAGCAUUCCAUGUCUCUGUAAUUGUUGUUCAACAAGUGAGAGAAUCGAGACUGGAAAUGGAAAAAAAAAAAAAAAAAAUGAACGACACAGAGGUAGUUUAACAAGUGCCUGAACAAAAACCUUCUUCUACUGUGCUUUGAAUACAUUGAAUACUGUUUUAUUGACUUUUUCUUGAGUGUCACAGUUUUUUGUUUUUUUUUUUAAGCUGUUGUGUUUUCUCUGCUUGAUGAAGUCUGAGAGGCAGUGUGGGGGCGGAGGCCAGCGGUUGAUCAGUGUACGUAUCCCACUCAGAUUGAGAUUAUAGCCUGAUGACUAAUGACACGACCGACUCACUGCCUUCGUCUGCUUUGGGUUCAGUUUUUGGCAGAAAAGCUGAAUGCAAAUAUCUGGAACACGGAAAGUAAAACACUAGAUGUAACAACAUUUACAUUGAAGCUUUUAAGACAUUAAAAUUAUUCAGGAAAUAUAGAAGGAUAAGAAAUGGUUCAGGUCCCACAUUAUCCGGCUGUUGCAGUUUUAUUUUAAAUGCACCGUGACUCCCAAAUUAAAAGAAAACAAAAAGUGAGACAGCGUAGAGCCUUUGGAGGCCUGUGCUACAAACUGUGAAUAUAGGGUUUGGACCAGGCAGGGAGGGUCUACUGAAUGACACUAUUGCAUUAUGGGAACUGUAGGAUCCUAACAUGGAGGCUAACUCGUGCUACAGACUAAAAGUCAGGAUAUUCUGCUGUAUUAAUUUUGACCAUAAGUUUUAAAUCUGUCUCUUGGCCUGUCCUCCAUCUGUACAGAAGUGCAAACCUGAAUUAAAAGGGUUUAAACCGGUUUAAAAGGGAUAGUGGUGAAGCCAUUAAAAGACUGAUUAAGUGCCGCACAGUACUGAACUCUGAUUGGCUGACAGAAGCAGCUCUGCAAGCUCAACUGAGGCAAACCCAACAUGUCCUUUAACCCGUACGACCACAGAAGAUGUUUGUUCCUACUCCUCCUAACGUCAGAGCACUAGGAGCGCUGUGAGCCCCCUGCUGCAUCACCGCAUGUCGCCAUAUCUUAACCAAAAAGUUAAACACAAACACACCAAACUGACAGCAAACAAGCGUGUAUGUUCCGUGCCUGCGUGAGAGGACAUACCCCUCUAUACCAGCAGAUGGCAGUAGUCUGUGACCAUCAUUCACAAAGGGAAACUGUAAUGGUACGUUCGUUUUGUACUUGGAGGUCGGAAAUUCCCAGUUCCCAGUCGGAAGUUUAAACUCGAAUGUACCCUGAGAUUGGAUUUCCAACUCGGAAAGUCAGAGCAACCACAUCAACCCCGACUUACGAAUUCAAGAUGGCUGCCGGUCACAUACAUAGUGAGUAAACGCUCUGCUAAAGUACUGUUUAUAGCAAUUUUAUCUUAUUUGUUUUACAGUAGGUCAGCCUCAUCUGCGACGUUCAUCAGUUGGAGUGCAUGAUGGUUUUGAAGCUGUCUAUACUCCGAAAGUGCACGGGCAACAAAGGCUUUCUUGCGGGCGUCCAUGUUUUUUUCUGACUUGUCCACUGUUGUCAACUAGAAUGCAAAAACGGUUGUCAGCUCAGAGGUGACGUCAUUCCCACUUCUGACUUCCGACCUCCGAGUACAAAACGCACCAUAAGGCCAUCUUAAUGCUAGUUAGCCCGUUAGCACAUUAACAACACUAAUCAAUGUUGAGAGAACAGAACAUAUUUACCGUGCGGCAGCGCAAAUACAGCGCAAUGCGUUGCCAUCAGCUGGUUUUGCUAACGAUGGCUAACCUGGCUAGAAGUGGUAUUGGGAACAACUGACUUGUUGUACUGGAAUGCGGUCAACUCAGGUGUGCAGCCAUUCACAGCUCCAACCUCUGACUUCAGAGGUAAUUGGAAUGAAGAAUAAAAAUUUGGGAUCGUUUUUUGGAGGACAGUCUCAGCAAAUCUGGUGUGUGAAGUUUUUCUGGUUUAGCUAAAUGGGUAUAUCAGUAAUUGUUGGUUGAAGGGACCCAAACAGGACCAAAGCUACUGAUGCUACCUUAACCUGAGCUACUGGGAACAAGGGAUUCAUUCUUGAAAUUCAAAUUUUUAAAUCUAAAUUGGUUAGAAGAAAGUUAAGCGCUAACACUUACUCCUGCCCUCGGACCUGAGACAGAGUUUGCUCAGUUGAAACAGACAUUAAGCUUUUUUUAAAAUCUUAUUUAACAUCAACUAAAAUAAUUUCCUAACACAGAGCACCUUCAAUUGUGACUUUAAGUUCACAAUAUGAUAAAGACAAUCUAAGAUCAAAGGUCCACUUAUGAGUUUUCAAACACAUCUCACAGUCUUCACUCAGCGAAUGGAUCUGGCUCAGGUGUCAUUAAUGAUCUACACGCAGACAUUUCAAAGCUCUUAUCAGAGUAAAGGCCAUAGUCAAGUUCCAAAACUUGAAACUGGCUUGAAACAGUCAUAUUAACACAAGUGAUUGUUCACCUUCUGUUGAAGAUGUAGAGAAAGUCUACAGCUGAUCCUACUUACACCAGAACUUAUCCUGUAAAAUAUUCUGGUAAAUAAAAUCUAGAUAAUGUGGGACCUUAUGAACGAACCGUCUGACACACGUGCUGUAUGUUUCACACGAGGCUUUGUCCCUGUUUCUGCACCUUUAAACACUGAAACGCAUCUGAACACUGAAACCUGAGGCCUGUUGUUGUCACAAAGCCAUAAUGUCACUUUUGUCGUUUCUGAUGAAUUUGUUGCAAGAUGAUGAUGUCAUGAAAAAAAAAAAAAAAAAAAAGCAUUUGGGCUUUUAAAUGGGAAUGAAUCCACAGAGGAACAAUAAAGAAAAAAUGCAUGAAAUUCAACUGGAUUACGAGCUUCUUUUUUUGUGUUUUUACUGAGCAAAGGUGUGUGAGAGGCCGCAGGGAG
Epinephelus fuscoguttatus (brown-marbled grouper) is the source of this 10973-nucleotide messenger RNA. Its product is annotated as MORN repeat-containing protein 4-like. The record is from RefSeq and is a predicted model, not a curated record. Bases 133 to 579 code for a protein of 148 amino acids. Lineage: Eukaryota; Metazoa; Chordata; Actinopteri; Perciformes; Serranidae. The transcript is spliced from 5 exons.